Messenger RNA from Lymnaea stagnalis (great pond snail), 3816 nucleotides. NCBI's taxonomy places the organism in Eukaryota, Metazoa, Mollusca, Gastropoda, Lymnaeidae. The record is from the annotation of a GenBank genome assembly.
GCACUUGAAAGCAUCGCUUCUUUCGCACAACGCCGUCCACGUCACACAAACCCUUGGAGAUAUUUGACGUCAUUUGCCAACGCUAGUGCCAAAGACCCAGAAGAUUCAUUGUGUGAUAUCCUCCAUCAACCUGAGGCCCAAGACAGGAACACAACCUUGGGCUUGCCUUUAAAGCCGUGCUUUCCUUCUGUCUGUAGCCGCCGCCAUUGCAACAUGUUCCGCAAGAUCUCCUACGCCGCUUCUUGUGCUUUAGCAGUCGGUAUCAAGAAUAAAUUCGACACCCCGCAGUCAGUUCUCCUACAAGAAAACUCACUCAGCAAACUCAAUCUCCAACGAUGCCUGCCCAAAGUCAGUGCCGGGGGUACCGAAUGCCAGCUGUACGUCGGAGACAGGAUCAAGAGAGCGGUUGGAUUCCCUCAGUUGACAGCCUGCUGCAAGCCGCUGAGAUACAAGGACUUCAUCAUUUCCUACGACACCAAGAACCGCAUUCCCAACUGGGUCUACGAACACCUUCAGUACUACAAAUUCUACAAGGACGACCCAUGCGACAGGAGAAUCAACGUCUGCCCAUACAAGUAAGUCAAAGUGUUCAGAAUCGCGGUAGCUCAUUAUAUUUUCAUGUUCAUUUAAUGAAAGAAUAAAAAAAAGCUGUUUCAUUGGUUAACUUCUUUUCAUGUGACUCGGCUGUUGGAAGGCAAGUUGGUCGGCCGACCUUUCGGUUGUCGCCCUUGGCCGCUCUUUUGAAAAGCUCACUGUGUACCCCUUGAGAUUUCGUCCAAGUUUGACUUCGCAUUUUAAGAUAUAUGAAUUUGUGAUUUAGUCUAUGUAGUUCUAUGAACAGGACGUCCAAGGUUACAUGACACGCCUGUCUUCUAUGACAACAAUGGCGUAGCCAAGGGUGUUUGUGUACUCUCCACUCCUUUAUAAAAUAACCUUGCUCAAAGUAUGGCACAAGUCGGACCACGUGACUUCUAAUAACGUGGACAAAAUCCUGGCGAUGCCUAGUAAGAUAUCGAAAUAUUAUCCCGUUGAUGACCUUUGAACAGACAUAUUAUGAAAUGCAUUUAAAGAAUCUAAAUCCGAUACACCAUCAAUAAAAAGGAGAUGCUAAUUGAGAACCGGGUGCCUUUAAUUCCACUUAAGAGAAAGAUAAUCAACCAAUUCAAAACAUAACCCCCCCCCCCCCCCCCCCCCCCCGUGUCUUAGACGGGUUCUCAUGUAUCACAUGUUUUUAAAACUAUUUUCAUAUUGACAACUGGCCAGUGUUUUUUUUUAGGUACGCUGACUCUGUGUCACCCCGGUAAAAAAAAUCCCAGAGUUGGCUUUAUGCGUUUAAUAAGAAAUAGAAAAUGAGAAUGUGUCUUUCUCUCGUUCUCUCCUAACGUCUACCCUCUUCGCCCUCUUUAACUUUAACCUUGGGUUGUUGUUUUUUUGUCAACUGUAAUCCUACUUUGACUUUGAGACUCGCGACAGGAUAAUCGAGAUUUGCAAUUUUAUUCACAUUUUUUUUCCCCCACUUCACCUCAGUGAGGAUUCUGCCGCCCUUGGCAACGAGAAGCCCAAAUUCCACCCCGACUGCCGAAUCCAUGGAUACCAUCGCGCUGACGUCCGUGACUACUGUGACACGGAGUAUGAGCUUGGACUGAUGGCAGAUCCCGCCAACUACCCGUUCGACGCCGAGGCUUGCGCCGAGACUCAAGUGAUGACCAAUGUCGUUCCUAUUGUAAGUACUCGCCCCCCCCCCCUGAUCACGUGGUUAGUCGGUGAAAAUGUGCCAGGAAUUUCCUAGACUUUAAAAAGGCCCUAUAGAAUAUACGAUUCUAAGAAACGAUUUUAAAGUUCUUGCUGGGAAUUAACUCACGAACACAACAGACGCUGGUGGGAUUCAAGAUGGCGAUGUAUGAAAUUAAAAUGUAGGCCUAUAGGUCAGCUGAAUGUCAUAAGGUGAACAACAAAAACGUACACGUUGAAAACGACCAAAUCUUAAGGCCUUUGGCACCAUUACCAGUGGCGUAGCUAGAGUUGGUGCCGCCCAUGGCGGACCAAGAUUUCUGUCGCUAAAAUAAACUUUGCUGUUGGCCAACAGUGCUGCCACUCCAUGUAAACAAAAGUAGUGCCAGGGGCGGACCGCCCCCUCUGCCCCACCCUUCUUACGCCACGGAUCAUUGUUAUCUUGAAUGUGUUUGUGUUUAAUGUGAGCUCAAGCCAUAUGUUAAACUUGUACAGGUGCCAGGCUUCAGCUGUGGCCCAUGGUUUGAUCUGCAGUGCUACAUUCGUGAGAAGUUAGUGAGAGAGAACAAAAGUGUUUACGUCUGCUCUGGUCCACUCUUUUUGCCCAGGUUUGUCAUUGGGAUAAAUAUUUAUAUAUUUUUUUUCUUUUUUAAGAAAGUUUUUUCCACCUUGAUUUUUAAAAAUUAAAUAUCAAAUCCAUGCGGCACACCUAAGAUUGCGUGUCAUGCAAUUUCUCAAGACGAGCCAUUGAUUGUGCUAUUGAAACUAAAGACCUAAAAAACUCUCACUCAAAGUUUUCACAUUCAAUAAUAAUCGUCUUACAUCAAUCUAAAUAUUAAAUCCUAUACUUUUUUCUUCUUCAAAAACUCCCUUGUAAGAACUUAAUAUAUAAUUUUCAAUAUACUAUGUAAUACGUUUCAUAUAUAUAUAUAUAUCGGUGUAUACAAGAUUUUAAUGUUUGUUUUAAACAUCGUUAUUUCAGUGAUAACGACGGCAAGGUACAGAUGAAGUUUGAUGUCUUGGGCGAGGGUGAAGUGUCGGUGCCCUCACAUUUCUUUAAGGUUGGUACAUGCUCGUGUUCAAAGUUCGAUUAGCUGUUAUGGUUCUUAGCUAUUCGCACAUUAUUUGCUCAAAGCUGUGUAGUUAUUUUCAUUGACAAAACUACUUCUUGUCAGACCUGCACGUAUUGGGGACUGGGCAUAGCUUAAAUGUAGUUAUUUUAAGUCUUGUAUAAUCCCAAGUAUAUAUUUUUUUCUAGAUCAUUUUGACCUAACCUGACCUAUUUUCCCCUUAGGUAAUCAUCAUUGAAACCCAUGACGGUAACCUGGAGCUGGAGUCCUACAUGAUGCCAAAUGCCAAACCCGAAGAGGGUGAAGAGGUCAAGCUCGACGACUACCUAACCCCACUUUGCCAGAUUGAGCACGCAUCCGGCCUGAUCUUCUUCCCCGAGAAGAAAGUCUGCUUCACUAGCAACAACAAGAGGAGAGGUGCCCGACUCCAUGCGCUAUAAAUAUCAACCAAUCAAAAGUCCGGAUGAGCACACAACACACAGAGCAAGUUUUGCAAGAGAACAUCUCAAAGGAUGUUGGAAGCUUACUUUCAUAUACAUCAUUUAUGACCACGUGGUGCUAUUGCUUUGAACUUUAACAAGGAACUCAGAAUUUCACCAUUACACAUCGAGGAAUUCUAAAAGAUAUUGCCUCUAUUUCCACUGACUUAGUCAAAACUAAUGUACCAAUAUAUCAACUAAGAAGGAAAAUUGGCAGCCAACAUACACACCAACUUUGACUAUAUAUGUAUGCAUAUAUAUUUCUGUAUGUGUGAAUUUAAAACAAAAAUGGUGCUGCGUUGUGCAUAAUGAAACAUCAAUUUGGUCAAUGUAUUUCUAGUAUAUCCAAAUAAACAACCAUCCUACCCAAAAAGCAUUGCAAUUGUAACAUCUCAAUUUCUUUUUGAACCAUUUGAGUUGCCACUGUCAUUUAAUUAAAGCAUUCUGUGAAAGCAAUUUGUCAAAUCUGCAUAUUAUAAAAAUCUACAGACAUUUCAAGCUAAAUAAAUAAAAAUAAAUAACAUGAAAAAAAAAAA